GGACUUUUACUUCCCUCGUCAACACUACGCUUCCUUCCUCCUCGCCUUGAACCAUUCCGCCGGCUUCCCCCUCCUCUUCUGCACCUACAAAGCCUCGUACCGCUUACUAGCAACCAUCCUCCGAUUCGUCGUCCUCUCUUUGCCUUCCUCUGGCUGCUUCCGCGACGGACACAUAUAUGGACGCGUCGGACCGCACGUCGCCGCGCAGCCGGCAGCUGCAGGGCCCGCGCCCGCCGCGGCUCGCCGUCAGCAAGGACUCCCACAAGGUCAGGAAGCCGCCCGUCGCGCCGCAGCGCCACCACCACCUGCAGCCGGCCCCGCAGCAGCACAAGUACCAGCCGCAGCAGCAGCAGGCGCGGGCGCCGGUCAUCAUCUACGACGCCUCGCCCAAGGUCAUCCACACCAAGCCGGGAGAUUUCCUGGCGCUUGUCCAGCGCCUCACAGGCCCGGGCGCUGGCGCCUCCGCCGCCCAGGAUCAAUUCGACGAGGCGGCGGGGGCCGGGCCAUCUGCCGCGCAGCCGAUGGAGUACCAGCCGCGGGAGUUACGGCUCUCGCCCACCGCCGCGCUCUCGCCGGCCGCGAGGCUGGCCUCCAUCGAGAGGUCCGUCCGGCCGCUGCCGCCAGCGCCCUCCUACGUCGCCGACGACUACUCCACGUCCUUUGCGGAUGUGGACAGCUUCGCGGCAGUCCUCGGCCCGCCGGGCAGGCCGGGGAUCCUGUCGCCGGCGACGCUCCCGCCGGUCGCGUCCACGGGGUUGUUCUCGCCGUUGCCGUUCGACCCGAGCUGCCUCUCGUGGCUGGGCGACCUGAGCCCGUUCCUCCCCUCGGCCAGCGCCCGCGCGGCGGGGCUGGAGCCGCCGUUCGCACCGAGCCCGCGCAGCAGCCUUCUGCUGGCCACGCCCACCAUGCCGUCGCCGGCCACCUUCUCCGUGCUGGAGUUCUUCAGCAACUUCCCGGACCUGUAAAUCUGAUUAACCCUACGGCACCCCCUCUGCUGAUUUGAUAAUCACUUCUUUGCCGUCCGGCGCAACAAACACAAGAAUCGAAAUCAAAAGCCGGUUAAUUCCCUAUAAUCACUUCUACUGUCCUGGUAACCUGGGAUGAUGAGCAGGAAUCAAGCAGUUGUUGAGGGUCAGUCGGUGAGAGCAAUGCAAGUUGGCCUGCUCAGUGGUAGCUACUGAUUGAUUAAUUUAUUUAUUGAAGUAGGAAUUUUCGUUCACAAGUUUCCUUGGUGUUAAUGAAUUCUUGAAAUCGUCAACUGCAAGUAGGUAGAGGCUACUAAUCUUCUCAAGUUUUCCUCCUUCUUUUUUAUGUAACAAAAUUCUUGGUGACUAUGUUAUUACUUGUAAACGAAGGAGAUGAUCGAUCGGUUCAUGUAUGCUAGCUUCAUUUGUUGAUUCUUUGCCCUG
Messenger RNA from Phragmites australis (common reed), 1409 nucleotides. RefSeq names its product protein MKS1-like. Bases 177 to 965 code for a protein of 262 amino acids. The record is from RefSeq and is a predicted model, not a curated record. NCBI's taxonomy places the organism in Eukaryota, Viridiplantae, Streptophyta, Magnoliopsida, Poales, Poaceae. The transcript has 2 exons. Gene Ontology annotation, cellular component: nucleus.